AUGUCUGUGAUCGCACGCCUCAGAGUGAUCGCACGCCUUCGAUUCCAUUACAACCGUCCGUUCGAAUCCGCAACCACUCUACAAUACAACUACGAUGACAAAGAAGAGUUCGAGUAUAACGCACCACGUGGCAUGCUUGACACGAAAGGCUCGGCGCCGGAGUGUGGAGUUCAGUGGGUUAUGAUUGGUGAACUUGGAGCUAAGAGAAACAUAUUCACGGAAAGACUCUCGAAGCUUCUAGAAGUUCCGCACAUUUCCAUGGCAUCGCUUCUUCAUCAAGAACUCAACCCUCAGUUCUUCUCUGUUAAGGCUUUCAAUGGAAGGGAUUAUGUUUAUUUGGAGGAUUGGGAUUCUACUUUGGUUGUUACUGCAAGAGAAACUAGGCUGGCGCAGGAAGGAGUUAUUGCAAACAUGAAACCAAGCAUGGAUAAGAAGGUGAAGAUUUCAAAAGAUGGAAACUGGUAUAGGAAAUGA
Lathyrus sativus (Indian pea) is the source of this 474-nucleotide messenger RNA. Lineage: Eukaryota; Viridiplantae; Streptophyta; Magnoliopsida; Fabales; Fabaceae. The record is from the annotation of a GenBank genome assembly.